Molecule: messenger RNA, 4300 nt
Organism: Pantherophis guttatus
Lineage: Eukaryota; Metazoa; Chordata; Lepidosauria; Squamata; Colubridae
Gene: STK17A
Product: serine/threonine kinase 17a
Biological process (GO): intracellular signal transduction; positive regulation of apoptotic process; protein phosphorylation
Cellular component (GO): nucleus
Molecular function (GO): protein serine/threonine kinase activity; ATP binding
Source: RefSeq, a predicted model, not a curated record
CUGCAGGUAAGACGUUUGGGCGGUGUCAUUUGUAGCACGGAAAGGAGGAGUCCGUGGCGGUUGCUCGAGUUUCAGUUGCUCUUCUUGGAGCUACUAUCAUAUGCCUGUCGCUGCUAAUUACUAAAUGAAACGCGAAGCGAGGCGGGUGCUGCUUUGGCUUGGCAGCGAAAGGGAGGUCGAAGAAGAAGAGAAGCCCCGGGCGCUGCUCUCCUCGCCGCCGCCUUCUCCGACUUUAACGAUGAGUUCGGACCAGAAGCGGCCGCCGCCGCCGCGGUAUUCUUCCCGCAAUAGCCGAGCGCCUCGUCCACAGCACCGUAAGGGACGCCUGACUGACAUUCAGACGCCCCUUCUCACCGAGCCCUUCGAGGCCCGCUAUACCCUCAGCACCGGCCGUGAACUCGGCAGGGGGAAAUUUGCAGUAGUAAAGAAAUGUGUAAACAAACAGACUGAAAAAGAGUUUGCAGCAAAAUUCAUGAGGAAAAGAAGAAAAGGCCAAGAUUGUCGAAUGGACAUAAUUCAUGAGAUUGCAGUCCUGGAACUAGCACAAUGCAAUCAAUGGGUUAUUAAUUUGCAUGAAGCAUAUGAGACGCCAACAGAAAUUAUUUUGGUUUUGGAAUAUGCUGCUGGUGGAGAAAUCUUUGAUCAGUGUGUAGCUGAAAGAGAAGAUGCCUUCAAAGAAAAAGAUGUUAAGCAUCUCAUGAGGCAGAUUUUACAAGGAGUUUCUUUUUUACAUCAAAACAAUGUAGUUCAUCUUGACUUGAAGCCGCAAAACAUUUUGUUAACUUGUGAAUCGCCAUUGGGACAAAUUCGGAUAGUUGACUUUGGACUUUCCAGAGUAAUGAAAGAUAAUGAAGAACUAAGAGAAAUUAUGGGAACACCUGAAUAUGUUGCUCCAGAAAUUCUAAGCUAUGAUCCACUCAGUACUGCAACAGAUAUGUGGAGCAUUGGAGUAUUAACAUAUGUCAUGCUAACAGGAGUAUCACCUUUUUUGGGGAAUGAUAAACAAGAAACAUUCUUAAAUAUAUCUCAGAUAAAUGUAAAGUACUCUGAAGAUUUUGAUUUUGUAUCUGAAUCUGCGGUAGAUUUCAUCAAAUCUCUUUUGAUUAAAAAAUCUGAGAAACGGGCAACUGCAGAAGAAUGUUUGCUGCAUUCUUGGCUGGCUCAAACUGAUAUUCCUGAUAAAAUAAGCUGUAUUAAAAACACAGAAGAUGAAACAGAUGCUGUUACUGUAAAUGAAGUCUCUACAUCUGAAAAUUCUACAAGUGGAGAAAAAACAGAAGAACCAAUAGUAAAAGAAGAACUUCUUUUAAUGGCUUCCUAUACACUGGGUCAAUGCAGGCGAUCAAAAAAAGAUAAAAUUGUUACACACAAAACUAUUUCAAAACUAUUUAAAUUUAAGGAACCAUUUCUCCAUGAAAUACCUGGAGUUUACUGAAUACUUUGAGUUUCUGCUUUGAGCCCUAACUUGUAAAAUUGGCUCUUUUUUCUUAAAUCAGUUAUGUACAGCUAAAUAAUAUUCACCUUAAUUUUCUAUGGAAUUGAUAUUAUUGAUAUUAUUGGAAAUACUUAAUACAGAGAAAAGCUGAAAACAUUAGUUUAUUCUAAAGUAUCCAAUACAUGCAAAGCAUUGUUUUAUAUAUUCUGUAUAAUUAUUUAUUCAUGGAAGAUAUUUGAAUUGCCUGAAUAAAACUGAUAUAUUUUUUUCUUCAAGUGCAUAAAAUAACAACAGUUAAAAUUUGAAUACUAGUAUAUAAGCUCGUUCAGUUUCCAGAUUUCAUAAUUUAAUAUUAUUUCUGAUAAAUGCCUCUACCUAUAAUCCUAAAUUUAAUUUUAAUGUUUGCCAUUGGGAAAGGGAGGAAGUUCUUUUGAAAUAUGUAUAUAGUUUUGGUAUUUAGGUCUUUGGUUAUUGGUAUUUAGGUUUUGGUAUUUAAUCUAUAUAAUUAUCAUUUGGUGACCAAUAGUCCUGUUCUAUAGUUAUUACAAAAAAAAAAAAUACAAUGUACUUUUAGUUUCUAGUAAAUUUAAAUAGACUUGUACUUAAAUUGGCCAGUGGGCUUUUACUGGUCCUAUUUAAACUAUUUGUCACUAAGUAAGAAAUAAUUUUUUUAUUGUGAAAAAAGGGGUGAAAAUGUAAUUGUAAAACUUUUGCAAUAAAAAAAAGAAAAGAAAAAAAAAUGAAAAAAAAAAAGAAAUAAUUUUUUUAGCUUUAUUCCUAAAUUUAUUUUACUUCUACACUCCUAGUUUAUCAAGAUGUUUCAUCUUCCUUAAAAAAAAAAAAUCCUGAUCACAGGAAUAGGUAUAGGCUGUUGUUACUUCACAGAUUAUUUUUUUCUAUGUAGUUAUAAAGAGAUAGAUGUGCUAUAACAAAGAAUGAAAGACCCCAAAACCCCAAUUAUAUGCAGAAUAUACAUCAUGCAGUUUAUCUAUCAUGAUUUGAUUACUUCUUAAAAUUUGUAUUCUACAUUCUUCAUGAAAAGUGCUUUAUUUCUAAUAGAUUUAGUAAGUUUGGGGAAUAAUAUUAAACAUUUAUUUCAGAACCAUGUUUAGAUUAUAUGAUUCAAACUAUAUAAUUUGAUUAAGUUUCUGUAAAAAUUCAACAUUAGUGCACUAGAAAAUUUGAAGAAAUGUUCAAUAUGAAGAUAGUUUAUUAAUUUAUAUUAAGUGUAAAUGCAAGUUUCUGACUUCAUACUUUAUAAGAAAUUGUGAGGAUCUAGCAGUGCUUCUUCGAGGGAAACAUUGAUUUUGUGCUUAUUAUUAAUUAAUGCAAGAUUUGUGUUUGUGUAUAUCCAUAUUUCAAUUCAAGUGCAUCCUUAAUAUGUAUUUUUUUGUUAGCUCGUAGUUGUAAAUCCGAAAAGAACUAAAGGCUUUUACAAUUAUGAGUUAACAUAAUGAAACCAUGAGUAGUUGAAUAAAGAGGAUGUCUGUUAUUUUCAGUUGCAUAUUAAAUUGAACACUAUGUCAACCAUAGUAAGAUCAUUACACAAGUAUUGUGAAUUAUGUUAUUUGUAUUAUUUUUGUUACUGUGUGAUUAUAGAAUGAUGAAAAUUUACCUAUGACUGCAGUGGAGCCUGCCCAUUAUGAUUGCAUGUUGCAAGACAGCCUCACUAUACAGCCCCUUUCCCUUCUCUCCCUGAAGCGCUCAUUAAAAAAUCUAAUCAUUUCUUCAGUUCCUAGUUAGAAAUAUAGAUAAGGACUUGCACUCUGGAUACUUUGGUCAUAAAUGCAGCAUAGUCAACGGAAAAAAAACUUUUAGAAUACAGGAGUACCUUUAUAAACAGUUAUGAACAGUAAAUAAGUACUAUGUCUUUAAAUAGCUAAGCAAUUUUACAAAAUCGUGAUAGGUGUGCUAUGAUUAUAUAUAUAAAUCUUUAAUGCCUUUAAAUUAUAGCUCGAUCAAUGGUUCUUCCAUUGAUCAAUACAAAAAUUAUUUCUUUAAUGUGGUAAACUGGUUUUUCUGGUUCUUUAAUGAUCUUUAGAAAUUUGGAUAUCAUAAUUUUUCUUCAAUGAGGAAUAUUCAUAAUGUUUUAAGGAAAUGUUCAAUUCUGAAGUUGUUUCCUGCUUUCCAGUUAAGAGAAAAUUGUCAUCCUAUCCCAAAGAGUUUCUAUUAAAUAAUACUAAAGUCUUAAUUGCUUCAUAACUUUUGCUGUGCCUUAGUUGAAAAAGUAUCUCCAUCACUAAUAAUAGCAGCUUUGUUUUACUAGUAUAGUCCUGAAAGCUAAGCGUAUACUUUCAUAAGAGGCAACUUUUUGAUAGUUCAACUCUAAACCAUCUAUUACAUAUUAAAUUUCACAAAAUCAAUGAGACUAUGCCAAGCUCCUAAUUGACUUUGCAGUUGUGCCAUUUGUUUCAUAAAAUUCAUUGCUAUAACAUGGAGUAGUUCUUUCCUCUAGUGCGUAAAUUUUGUGUUUGAAAAUUUUGUUCUCUGAGUCAUCAAUAUGUAAUUGAAAUUCACUUAAAUUCACAAGGAAUCAUCUUAUUGACUUAAAAGUUUAAAUUCCACUUCCUUUUUCUUCAGCAAAGCUUACUAAGCAGUACUCAAUUAUAAAAAGCACUAUCUUUUGUUCAUAGCUAAAAAUUGGGUUUCCAAAACUAUAUUUGAUUUGUUUGUAAUUGAGACAAUAAUUACACUGAAAAACAUUAGCAAUUGAAGUUUAAUAAUUCAUUUCCAGAAUAUUAGCUAUGCUACUCAAACUGACAAAUGAGAAUACAAUACUUUUUCUGAUAUGUAUGCAAUAUCUUUUUUCCCCAUUUUGUAAGCAAUAUCAAACCAUUGUUAAUAAAGGGAUUUGUUUUAAUAAAA